This is a messenger RNA of Linum trigynum, 8994 nucleotides long. The record is from the annotation of a GenBank genome assembly. NCBI's taxonomy places the organism in Eukaryota, Viridiplantae, Streptophyta, Magnoliopsida, Malpighiales, Linaceae.
CCGUUUCAUUUUCGAUCGGACGCCGGAUCUUUGGCCGUAAACCUCCUUGUCGCUACGAAAAGUUCGUCUUUACUUUAGGAUUCGGCAACUCAAUCUUUUGCUUUUCGCCAGCACAACACAAAUUAGUAAACCUCUAAAUCCUAGCAUCGCCGCUGGCGCCACCGUUGGGCGACUCAAUUGUGGGGUUAAGGGUUUUGAUCUCCGGGGAUUUGGAUACUUUUUUUUUAAUAAAGUCAUAAUAUUGAGGAACCAAAGUGGUUGCCAGAUGAUGAUUUGGGGGAUGAUAUUUGCGCAAGGGCUUUGAGUAGUUUCCGUGGCUGACAAAGCCAUGGCAGCGAAUGAGAAACAAACCCCACCCAAAUGUGUCUUCGUGAUGGCAACAUAUGGUCGAACAAGUUGGCUUCCAGUUCUUCGGCUGUGCUUGGUUUCUGGUGCAUUCUUCUGGGUCUGCGUUCUUUGAAUUGUUUUCGCAACAUUCUCAGCUGCAUGAGCUUCCAAUGAGUACUGGUUAUUAGGGUAUAAGGGAGCAUUUUUAUUUCCAAUGAAGCAUAUAUCCAAGAUUAUUGCAUUGCUCGGAGCUCUGCCUUUUGGAUUGCCCUCUUGCAGGCAUGGCAUCUGUUGUUUAAUUUUGUGCCUUGCUAUAUUUGGGGUGGCGAGCCUCGUCUAUAUUAGCGGUUACAUGGGACGCGUGUUAGUUUAAUCUUGGUAUUUUGAACAUUUCGGUUUGUCGAACUGCCUCUUUUUGGCAUCUGAUCGCGCAUAGAAGCUGAUUUAAGCUACCAGCCUGCCAUGUAUACUUUGCUACUUGGUUCGUCUGAACAGACUUUAUGCUUGAGAGGAUCAAAACUUAGAUAUAGACAGAGGUACAGAAGCUUAAUACGAAAAAAACGUGGAUAAAACCAAACGGAGAUUGAAGACGAACGACAUGGUGAUUUACCCUUGUUGAUUAUACAGAAAUACUUUGGCGUGUAAAUGAUUGGUAGUUAAAUGCUUAUCUAGCCUUUUGAUAGAACGGUUCCUUGAUACUCUCCACAACUGCCAAAUAUUAUUGUCCUGUCAUUGACCUGCUAUUGGUUACUGAUCGUAGUAGGGGUUAUGCAAUUUCCUGCUUGCUCUCGAGAAGCAUUGUUGUUAAAGCUGGUGAGUUCCCUCUGACCUCUGUUCUUUCUUUCUUGCCUGCUGUUUUCUUUUUUACUUUCCCCCCCAAGUUGUAUUGUUCAGAUUUCUAUUGAGUGAGAAUGCGGGAAGUGUACCCUAUAGGUUGGUGCUACGUUUUGCAUGUGUGUCUAAAGAUGCUAAAGCACCGGGACAUCUUGGUGGUGUUUCUGGAUACUUGCAAACUUUGCAAUGCAUUGUGGUUUGUGCUAGCAGGACAUUGUUGAGGCAAAAUAAUUUUCUACAGCAAAAAGGGGGUUGAUGUUGCUUCAUAUUGAUGACUGUUCAUGAUGUGGAAAGGUAAGUUAUUUUUGCUGCGAAAAGGAUCUGAGUUGCAUUGCAGGGGAUCUGAGUUAACCUGCCCUUGGUGGUGCCAUGGUGACGUUGAAUAUGCUUCUCGACUAUUUAAUCCACUUCCCCAGCACACCAGUUUGACAUUGUAGACAAUGUUCCUAUCAACUUUGCACAACUAAUGAUCUCACCAGUUCACUGCACAAGGUGAAGGCUUGUUGAUAUCUGGCAUACUUUAUUUAUUACUAUUUACAAUUGGGCUUUAAUUGUUGCCGUUGUUAUGAUUACAUCUUAAAAAUUGAAGCAAAGCAUUCACAAAAAGAAGGAAAGAAAAGGCACUACAAAAGGAGAUGAAGUUCCCACUGGCCGAGAUUCUUGUCUUGUCUCUCUUUACAUGUGCUUCUGGCAUGGAUUUUGGUCUUUGUUUAAUUAUCUAGGUCUCCCCUCUGUGUAGCAUAAAAAGUAGUUUUCUCUUAAAAUGACUAAUAUACAAAUAGGUUUUGCUUCGGUCUGUGUAAAAGAUACAGCACAUAGAAAGAAAGAAAGAGACAGAGGCAGGGACUAGUGGUGAGAUCCUUAAUUUUCCAGUGAUGAGAUCUUCUUCUAUGCCAGACCCUCCUCUUACAACUGGAGAGUACGAGGUUUUUCUGAGUUUCAGAGGGCCAGAUGUGCGCCAAACCUUUGCUGAUUGUCUUUACCACUUUCUUAUUCACUCCAAGAUUCGAACUUUUAGAGACGAGGAAGAACUGCCCAAAGGGGAGGAGAUAGCGCCUUCACUUGUCCAAGCUAUCUCUGAGUCCAAAAUCCUUAUCCCAAUCUUUUCGCAAAACUAUGCUUCUAGCAAAUGGUGCCUUCAAGAGCUGGCGAAGAUGGUGGAGUGCUGGAAGAAGCAGGGAAAGGGCGGUGGCCGAACCACCAUCCUCCCCAUUUUCUACUUGGUCGAUCCCAGAGAUGUGCGCCAUCAAGAAGGUGCUUACGAGGAAGCAUUCCGACGCCACAGUCUGAAACACGACCAACAAACUAUAAACCAAUGGAAGGAAGCCCUCCUUGAAGUUGGCAAAAUGAAAGGAUGGCACGUGGCAGGAUCAGAUGGACAUGGAGCUAUACUAGAGCAGAUCUUUGUUAAAGUUGAUUCACUUCUGAGAACUAAUUACACAUUGUUGACGGAUGAAUUGGUUGGAAUCGAUGUUCAUGUAAACAAAGUGGUCCAGCUGUUGAAUCUGGAUGCUGCAAGUGAAAUGAUUGUGGGUAUCCAUGGUAUGGGUGGCAUUGGCAAGACCACCAUAGCAAAGACAGUCUUCAAUAAGGUUUGCACUCAUUUCGAUCGCUGUUGUUUUAUCGAAGAUGUUCGAGAAACGUUAUUAAAGGCCGACGGUGUUGUAGUCUUACAAAAUAAGAUCAUUUCUGGUGUUUUGAGGUAUGAUCAUUGCAAUGUAAACAAUGCUAGCGAAGGAAUCCACAUGAUGGUAGAUAGAAUUUGCAAACACAGAGUUCUCAUUGUUCUAGAUGAUGUCGAUGCCAAGUUUGAGUUCGACAAAAUCUUCGGAAAGUUGGGAAAUUUCUCCUCAAAAAGUAGAUUUAUUAUUACAACAAGGGACAAAAGAGCUCUAGAGCUACUUCAAACAGAUAAGUUGCACGAACCAGGAGGUAUGAGUCAUGAUCACUCUCUUCAACUUUUUAGUAAACAUGCUUUUAAGAUGGAUAAUCCUCCAAAUGAAUAUACAGCUUUAGCUGAGAAGUUUUUAAAGGUCGCAGCAGGGUUACCUUUGGCACUCAAGGUUGUAGGAUCAUUGUUGUUUCGGACUGACAAAAAUUUCUGGAGAGCAAAGUUGAAGGAGCUAAAAGAAGUACCCACAGUAGAGGUGCAACAGAUUUUGAGGAUUAGUUACAACGAGCUAACUCCCAAUGAAAAACAGAUAUUUCUCGAUAUCGCAUGUGUUUUCAUAGGCGACUACAAAGAAGUGCCUUUUUAUAUGUGGAGUAGUUGUGAUUUUAAUCCAGAAAUUGGGAUGAGAACUCUGGUUCAUAGGUCUUUGAUUAGAAUCGAUGAAGAGGGCCAAUUGGGGAUGCAUGAUCAUCUUAGAGAUCUUGGCAGAGCUAUUGUUAACGAGGAAGAUGUUCAGAAUCCAUGCAAGCGCAGCAGGAUAUGGUCCAAUGAGAAUGCAUUGGACAUGCUAGCAAAUAGAGAGGGAGGUGAUCAGGUGGAAGUCCUCAGAGUUGACAUGAGAAAGAAUGAAGCUCGUCAUGAGUUCACAGAGAAGGAAUUCAAAAAUCUGUCUAGGUUAAGGUAUCUUGAAGUGAAUUAUGGCAGACUCUCUGGGGAUUUCAAAGAAGUUCUUCCCAGUCUAUGUUGCCUCCGACUACAUAGCUGUGAUUCAAUUCCCACUGAUCUUCACUUGAAGAAGUUGGUCAUUCUUGAUUUGAGCUUUUGUCCUAUUAAAGAAGGCUGGAGAGGCUGGCAGGGAAUCCAGAAGGCAAAGAAGCUGAAAGUUGUGAUUCUACUGGAGUGCCACGAGAUAAGGAGAGUUCCGGACUUGUCCCCGUGUACAAGCCUGGAGUUGAUAAAGCUUCUAAGCUGUUAUAAGAUGAAGGGGGACUUGCACAUUGCUGGUUUCAAGAACCUAAGAGUUCUGAGUCUCAGAUCUACUCAAAUAGCAAAGAUAAUAACCGGUGACAUGGAAAUGCUUGAAAAUCUGCUGGAGUUUAGCGCGGAGGAUGCUGGUUUGACAGAAUGGCCUGCCAGUCUUUCCAGAUUACCCUGUCUGGAAAUCCUGAAAAUGACAUCAUCAUCAUGCACAACAAUGUUGACGACGAGGGCCCUACUCCCCGAAAGCCUAAAGCAACUAUCCUUGUCCUCCCCGAGGGAAGCACCCUUACUCCCCACAAGUCUAAAGCAACUAUCCUUGUCCUCCCCAAGUGUUCCCAAUCUUAUGCAGCUUGUGGAGUUGGAGGAGCUUAAGUUUGAGGGGUGUGGUGAGGCAGGCCCUGAAAUCCCUGCAGAGAUAUGGCGCCUCUCCAAAUUGAGGACUCUGGAGAUCUCGUCAGCCUCCCCUGUCUUCGUAACGAUGGAGGGCUCCCUCCCAUCAUCCCUGACCAGCCUCCAGAUUCAUUUUUGUGCUGCUUUGGAGAAGCUCUCGGGCCUUGCGAACCUCACUAACUUGACAGAACUAAGACUUGUACAGGUCGGGGUAUCUGAGAUUUGUGGGCUAGGCGAGCUCACAGUGUUGACGACUCUGGAGGUACGUAAUGCCCCGAGGCUAAGUAGCCUCGACGGCCUUGAAAAUCUCGUGCUUCUCAUGAAACUGACGGUGAGCAACUGUGUGGUCCUGCCAAAACUUCCCGACCUAGUGAAACUGAUAAAGUUGCAGGCUUUAGAGAUUCAGGAGUGUCAGCUUCUAUCGAAAAUGCAAGGGAUGAUGACAAUGAAGGAAUCGUUAUCCCAUCUCGACAUAGGUCGGUGUCCCAGCUUAGACUGCAUCGAAGGCUUUGAGUCCCUGGCAUCUUCGCUAGAGACACUGUCAUGGUGGGAGCUGAAGAUGCAACCACCUGAUGCUAUCUCAAAGUUCAGGCACCUGAGCCGUUUAGCCUUUGUCCAAGUUGGUAAUCUGGUCACAACUCCUGAUCUCUCUGGCCUCCUGAACCUCAAACGCUUGGAGAUCCUGACGUGCAGACAGUUGAUCCAGAUUGUGGGGCUCGAUGGGCUGGAAUCGCUAGAGGUGCUCAUCAUAAAAACUUGCAGCUCGAUCAGGGAGUUGCCUAGCCUAUCUAGGCUCAAGAAUUUGCAGUGGUUACAGCUAACACUCUGCACGAAGUUGACCCACAUCACCGGGUUUGAGGGGUUGCAGUCUUUGCAAAAGCUCUUUGUAUAUCAUUGCUGGUCCAUUGCGGAGUUGCCUGAUCUGUCCAGCCUUCAUGAUCUGUGGGGGCUGUACAUUUUUAGGUGCAACAAGUUGACAGAGGUCAAGGGGCUCCGGGGAUUGGAGUCUUUGGGGAACCUAUCCAUUACAGAUUGCCGGUCGAUGAAGGACUUGGAAGAUCUAUCUAAGCUCAGUAAUCUGAGGGAAUUGAGGAUUACAGGAUGCAGAAUGUUGACCGAGGUCAAGGGAGUUGAGCGAUUGAUGUUGCUGCGAGUGCUGAAACUGGACCUCCGGUUUAGAGUCAGAUCGUUACUGAAAUCGGUUGCCAGAUACGUGACUCGACUCAUUACUCGCUUCCUGGGGCUCUUACUAAUUUUAGUUCUCGUGCUUUUCAUUUUCAACAGCCAGUGAAUGUGAGCGGUUGAAGUUAAAACCAAUGUCGGCUUAAGUGAUGAAUACUUAUCAAUUUGACAGAAUUCCAAUGAAUGUGACCAUUUCACUCUCGACUUCAUUUAUUAUAACACUUCAGAUUUUAUUGACAUUGAUGAAAUUGGAGCCCUUGUAGAGGAAAAAAGAAGCUUAUCUCGUUGUUUCAAGUUACAGAUGAAUGCUCAUGACCCAUGUUGACCUCAUUGAGAAGCUUCUGAACUACAAUAGUAACUCCCUCUAACUAAUGCAUGGGUGCUUGCUUUUGUGUGCAUAUUACUCACUACUCUAACUAGUUGCACUGAUAGAAUGUGCUAGCACAUGCAUAUUGUAACAUUAGUCCUAAAAGUAGCGUCAAUUCAUCUGGUUUAUGGUCGAGCCAAGUCGUAUAUUCUUAUCUGGGAUACAAAAUUCGUACCAUCUGGGAGUAGCUCUGUUUACUUGGUAAUCGACUGGUUUAACCCUGCCAUAUGUUUGCUAAAACAGAUCGGCAGACGCUCCAAAUAAUACUCAAGUUUGGAGCAUGUUUACUUGGUAAUCGACUGGUUUAACCCUGCCAUAUGUUGCUAAAACAGAUUGGCGUCUCCAAAUAAUACUUAAGUUUGGAGCAUUAUGGCAAGUAAAAAGGUCCCAAAAUUUCGUGUGAAUCCAUACCAUCUGGGAACUAGAUGAUUAUUUGAUUAUUGUCUUGUUUAAACCUGCUGUUGGUUGAAUAUCACUAACACUCCAAUUAAUGUGUAGCAUCGAAUCAUUAUUCAUCACGUAACCGGCUUUCUGUUUUGUUUGUGUAAACGGCAACGAAUUUCAACUUUUAUGCCUUUUCUUUCCACUGACGAUUCACCAUGUGUUGCUGCAGCUCUGGAGAAAAGCGAGGGCACUUAAAAGUCGGAACAUUGAGGUGAGUUCAAUGGAGGUACGGUGGUGGAGGAUACGGGUUGGUAUCUAAGCAUCGGACAGUACAAGGGUUCCCUCACGUUUCUGCUGCUUACGCUGCUAAUUUCGCCAUUGUCACUGGUUGCUACUGCGGUAAUGAUCUUCCCAUCCUAUUCUGGAAUUUCCUUUUCUAUUGUUCUUGUACUGUGGCUCAUCUAUGAAAAUGAAAUGAACUCCCUCCAUUGAAUGCUUAGUAGGAUCCUAGGCUAGAGCCUGGGUUUGAUUUUGGAGGUUUGCUUGCUUUAGUUGAAAUCCCAUCAGAGGAAAUUUCAGGGUAGAUCAUUAGAUGUUCAAAGGUUUUACCUUGAAAUAUUUGCAUGAUUGAUGCUAACAUUUUGGGAAGGAUUUUGCUUUCUCCUGGAAUUGGUUGAAUUCAUUCUCCUGUGCAGUUCUCACAAAUUGGUUGUGUGGGGGAAUCCCAACUUGAUUUUGAGAUCACUAGAUUGAUAUGUAAUCUAAGUACUGAGUUGAAUGAUAUCCUUCAGAAACUUGUAGGAAUUUACUAUUUACAUGUCCACUCACAUCUAGAAGAAAGCCGGUAAAUUAGAUUGCUAAUAAGAUUUUCCAUUAGCCUGGACGAGUGGCGCCGGGACCAUUUCAAGUUGAAGACAUGUAAAAACUGAGAGUACAGACUAUCUUCAAAGGAGGAUAUUGAUAACUCAUAACUGUAAUAAUCUAUAAGAGGUGCUCUACAUGUAUGAUUUGUGAUAAAAACUUGUUAUUGUCCACCAUUCGUUUUGUUGAAGGGCCAACAUGUUAUGUAGACAAUUCAUGAUCUAACUGGAACGCAACGGCUUUUCUACAGGUGCAAGGGAGUUCGUAAGAGUAACGCGCAAAUCAGACCCUGAUGAUCUGCUAAACUCUGCCAUUGCUGGUUUCAGUACAGAUGCUCUUCUUGGCCGUUUUCAAGGUAAACUCUUUCACCUCUAUUUGACUCUCUCUUAUCUGUCUCUAGAAAUCUGAAGUGCUUCUGUUUUCUGAGUUGCAGCUGGCCAACUCGGCGCUAUUCGCUACUCUUUCAUCUUCGCUGUCACGGGGACCUCAGUUGAUUUCGCUACCAUAAAACUCAGACCGAAACUAAAGAGUCUAAAAGAAUCCAUAUUUGGCAGCGAGGAAAACAAAGACGGUGGGUGGAAGCUACCUGAGUGGUUUCCCAUACAAGUGCUCGACGAGGAAGCCCUGGCUAAGAAAGAAGCUAGAGAGAAACAACUUCACGCACAAAGAGCAGCUCUUGUAAAACUAACCAAAGGAGAGUCUCAAAAAAGCAUGAACACCUUUUCGUGAUUUUGUCGGAGUCCCAGUUGUUUACUUGUUUUACCUGCCUGGCUUUCACUGCAACUGUAACUCAGCAAGCUGUGAGUUCUCAUAUUGUACAAAAGAAGUUGCAAGUCAUAAUAGAUUAUUCGACUUCACUAUACUGGCAUACGAUAUUUCUAGCAAGAGUGGAAUGCAUGAGUUUUUUUGUUUCUAUGAUGGAUUCACAAGUUUCUGAUGUGUCAUUCAAGGAAAAAUUCAGAGGCAUGGAAUCGUUUGGAUUCCGAGAUAGAUAAAAUAAGGUCCAGGGUGGUCGUUCUUUAUGGAUUUGCAAGUUUUAGUUCCAAUAUAGAUCAACUAAAGUUUAUUACUGUUGGUUUGUUGUUACUCGCAAGCUUUUGCCAUAGAUUAGGCGAUUUCUCGAAACGAUUUUUCGUAUGAGUUUACAGCUACGAUCAGAACGCUACCCGCCAACCACCAGAAUAUGGGGCUAUUCAAUUCCAAACGCCAAGUUUUUGAAACAAAAUCAGCAUAGCAAGCUCCACGCAACAACAAGUUGAGUCUUUGAGUGUCGUUUGGAGUAGAUACAGAGUGAAAACUACGUAACUCUGAUAAGGUUGCCAAAGACUUCUAUCACUACCCGCUAAACUACAACAACAACAAGAACCCUAGUUUACCACUACAUCUUCACACAUUAGCAUGCUCUAAUUAAUCUCCAUCCCAAGCAAGGCUCUAAAUGGCCUUACCUAUGAGAGCAGUGAAACUAAGGAGACAAACUCCAGGGUGACUCGACCUUUGGACCUUGUGUUUAUGACGAAAUGCUCGGGGUAUCUUCUCAGCAACAUGAGCAAGCCGUACCAUGGUUUAUCCUUGGCUUCGGGGCUCUUCCACUCCUCAGAUGUUAAAUAUCUUCUCACUCGACUGUGAUGCCAGACACUGCUAAACUGUUCCAACAGCUGAAACACGGGUAGAAAAUUGUACGAGGUUAUUGAUAAGCUUCCGAGGAUCUUGCUCAACAACAUACUUAAUUACUUAUUCAUUGCAGGCUAAGCAUCUCUAAUCAAUGACGGGUAGAAUC